This is a messenger RNA of Diospyros lotus (date-plum), 2506 nucleotides long. Its product is annotated as trifunctional UDP-glucose 4,6-dehydratase/UDP-4-keto-6-deoxy-D-glucose 3,5-epimerase/UDP-4-keto-L-rhamnose-reductase RHM1-like. NCBI's taxonomy places the organism in Eukaryota, Viridiplantae, Streptophyta, Magnoliopsida, Ericales, Ebenaceae. The transcript has 3 exons. Gene Ontology annotation, molecular function: dTDP-glucose 4,6-dehydratase activity; UDP-glucose 4,6-dehydratase activity; UDP-L-rhamnose synthase activity. Gene Ontology annotation, biological process: auxin export across the plasma membrane; UDP-rhamnose biosynthetic process; flavonol biosynthetic process. The record is from RefSeq and is a predicted model, not a curated record. Bases 216 to 2240 code for a protein of 674 amino acids.
UGAGGCAUUUCAUCACAGCGUUGAAUGAGCAAUUCGAUUACUUAAACCCACCCCCACCCCCAAUUGCAUUUCCGUUCCAGUUCGAUCUUUGGGUCUUCUUCUUCUUCUUCAUCUUCUUCCAUAACCGGUGCCUGUUCGAACUGCACGCCUACACUCUCUGGUUUCCUCGCAGAUUGAUCCGGGUCUGAGCCAAACCCAGGCUCCUCUAGUCUAACAUGGCUACGUAUACGCCGAAGAACAUCCUCAUUACUGGAGCUGCUGGGUUCAUUGCAUCUCAUGUCGCCAACCGCCUUAUUCGGAAUUACCCUGAAUAUAAGAUUGUUGUGCUUGAUAAGCUUGACUACUGUUCAAAUCUUAAAAAUCUACAUCCUUCUCGAUCAUCCCCCAACUUCAAGUUUGUUAAGGGGGACAUUGGCAGUGCGGAUCUUGUCAACUUCCUCCUUAUCACUGAAUCCAUUGACACAAUAAUGCACUUUGCAGCCCAGACUCACGUUGAUAAUUCCUUUGGUAAUAGCUUUGAGUUUACCAAAAACAACAUCUAUGGCACACACGUUCUACUAGAGGCAUGCAAGGUCACGGGCCAGAUCAGAAGGUUCAUCCACGUAAGCACAGAUGAGGUGUAUGGAGAGACUGAUGAGGAUGCAGUGGUGGGAAACCAUGAAGCUUCUCAACUCCUUCCUACAAAUCCGUACUCUGCCACAAAAGCAGGGGCAGAAAUGCUUGUUAUGGCUUAUGGGAGAUCGUAUGGGUUGCCUGUGAUAACUACUCGAGGAAACAAUGUUUAUGGCCCCAACCAAUUUCCUGAAAAACUAAUCCCAAAGUUUAUCCUCUUAGCCAUGCAGGGGAAACCUCUCCCAAUUCAUGGGGAUGGUUCUAAUGUGCGGAGCUAUCUUUACUGUGAGGAUGUUGCUGAGGCUUUUGAAGUUAUUCUUCACAGGGGAGAAGUUGGGCACGUCUACAAUAUUGGGACAAAGAGGGAGAGGAGAGUGAUUGAUGUUGCCAGGGAUAUAUGCAAACUGUUCUCAAUGGAUCCUGAAACAAGCAUUAAGUUUGUGGAGAAUAGACCCUUUAAUGACCAGAGAUACUUCCUUGAUGAUCAGAAGUUGAACAACUUGGGUUGGUCAGAGCGAACAAUAUGGGAAGAGGGGCUGAAGAAGACAAUAGAAUGGUAUACCAGUAACCCUAAUUGGUGGGGAGAUGUCUCCGGAGCAUUGCUUCCUCAUCCUAGAAUGCUAAUGAUGCCUGGUGGAAUCGAGAGAGCUUUUGAUGGGGCAGAAAAUUGCAUCCAUGGAACCUCUGAUUUUUCAAGUACUACUAAUCAGAGAGGGAUGGUGGUUCCAUCUCCAAAAAGCAGCAAUUCUCCUCGGAAACCCCCCUUGAAGUUCUUGAUUUAUGGUAGGACUGGGUGGAUUGGUGGUUUACUUGGGAAGAUAUGCGAGAAACAAGGAAUUCCAUACGAGUACGGAAAGGGCCGUCUGGAGGACCGAUCGCAACUCGUGGCAGAUGUUCAGAAUGUCAAGCCCACACAUGUUUUCAACGCUGCUGGUGUGACUGGCAGGCCAAAUGUUGAUUGGUGCGAAACCCAUAAAACAGAAACAAUACGAACCAAUGUUGCUGGUACCCUGAACUUAGCUGAUGUUUGCAGAGACAAUGGACUUCUGAUGAUGAAUUUUGCUACUGGAUGUAUAUUUGAAUAUGAUGCUGCUCAUCCUGAAGGAUCUGGCAUUGGGUACAAAGAGGAAGAUAAACCCAAUUUUACUGGUUCUUUCUAUUCGAAGACCAAGGCCAUGGUUGAGGAGCUCUUGAAAGAGUACGACAAUGUCUGCACCCUCAGAGUCCGAAUGCCCAUAUCGUCAGACCUCAGCAACCCCCGCAACUUCAUUACUAAAAUUUCUCGUUACAAUAAAGUGGUCAACAUUCCCAACAGCAUGACCAUCUUGGACGAGCUGCUCCCAAUUUCAGUAGAGAUGGCAAAGCGAAACCUCAGGGGCAUAUGGAAUUUCACCAACCCCGGUGUUGUGAGCCAUAACGAAAUUCUGGAGAUGUACAAGAAAUAUAUAGAUCCCGGCUUCAAGUGGGUCAACUUCACACUCGAAGAGCAAGCCAAGGUGAUCGUUGCCCCUCGAAGCAAUAAUGAGAUGGAUGCUUCUCGGUUGAAGAAGGAAUUCCCCGAGUUGCUUUCCAUAAAGGAGUCCUUGAUCAAGUAUGUGUUCGAACCCAACAAGAAGAACAUGGAGUAACAUUUCAAAGACACAGACGGUAGGCAGUUAUGGUUUUGGAUCGAUUGCCUCUUAUUCGAAUCUAGUAUUGCAACUAUUCGUUCCUAGGUUUCAUUUGAUACACGUGAAUUUGGUAGAGAUAGCGAACAGGAUGGCUCUAGGAGACGUCUUCAGUUGAGUUUCUAGUGAAAUGUUAGCUUCCUUUUUGCGAGGAACUUAUGAAUACAGGCUGCUGGUGACAUAUAUUUGUUAUAAUCCUCAAGCUUAAAGGGGCUACUGCUUUUGCA